Eriocheir sinensis (Chinese mitten crab) is the source of this 10961-nucleotide messenger RNA. RefSeq names its product microtubule-associated protein futsch-like. Bases 788 to 9340 code for a protein of 2850 amino acids. The record is from RefSeq and is a predicted model, not a curated record. The transcript has 7 exons. Lineage: Eukaryota; Metazoa; Arthropoda; Malacostraca; Decapoda; Varunidae.
UCCGGCGGUGGCGGCGGCGGCGGCGUCGGUGAUGGUGGUGGUGGUGGCGGCGGGAGGAGGCACGUAUAAGUCUCGCAGGACGACCGACACGUUGGCAUUAGUCGACACUCUGUUGUGGCGAGCGGACGUGAGCGGGAGAAUUCAAUAGUUCAUUGAACUCCCUCGCCUGGAUUACUCAAUUGGAACUUAUAAUUGGAUAUUAUGGUGUGUUUGUGAUAAGUGCCAACUGUAUACCAUAAUAUUUGAAGUGUGUCAUCCAUCACCCCUGUGAAAACGUUCCCUUGAUAGUGACGGUGGAGGUGGUUGUGGUGUAGCUCGGCCGCUGUGACACAACAUGCCCUCCAAGAAGAGCGGCGGCUAUGAAGUAACAGCCUGGCCUGCCAGUGCCUGUGGAGGGCAGCCUCAGGGACUGGUAUAAUCGAACUGUAUCCCCAGACGCAGGGCUGGGCCGGACGAGACUGACAAUGAUUUCGGAGGAGCGACUCAGCAUGCUGCAGCAGCGCGACGCAGGGAUGCUGUCCAUAUACAGGGGCCUUGUCCACCCUCGUAUGGAGUAUGCAUCUCACGCGUGAGGGCUCCACACACACACAGCUCUCUUGGAUAGAGUAGAGCCAAAGAAGUGAGGCAACCUGCUCCGUGCUCCUCUUUUAUCACUAACGACGACCACGUUGGAAGUGUGAUGGUUGAUUUGAGGCAGCAGCUGUCCCAGGUGUGUACCCAGGUGUUGGAGGCGGCACAGGUGUCGUGCUGAAGAAGCCAGUCGUCAUGAGUGGGCUUGGGCCCCGCCAUGGCAGCACCACAACAACACGCACUGACUAACACCUCGUGCACCUUCCCUGCCUCGCCUGCCGUCUUCUCCUCCUCUGGAAACUAUGGCGGUGGACAGCCUGCAUCGUGCAGUGACUUGCAUGAUCGACUGAGCGGCAUCAGUAACUGCGACAUUCAGAGUGUUGUAUACUCGUCUGCAGCAGUUGUAUCACAGCCUAUCCUUAGCCACACUGCAUCACGCAAGACCAAGCCCUGCUCUCUAUGUGGCACAGCUGCUCAGCGCUCUCAGUCGUGCGUGGUCCCCAACUCACCAAUCAGUCCUCAGGAGCAGCCUGUGGUUCUUCUGCACCGCCUUGAGGACGGGCUACCAGAAGGUGAUGUCGACAGUCUGCGAGCUUUUGGGACCAUUCGACUCCUACCUGUUCACAGACGCUGCGGCAAGACCGAAGUUGAUGCAGAUAACAAUAAACACGAAUGUGAUAGAAAGUAUCAAAGUGUUGAAAGUGAUAGUAUGUCCCCAGGAAGCUUGUUUUACAAAUCAAUUAACAGAGCAAGUGUUAAAAAACGAACAGAAGUUCCUGUACGGAUUCACAGUCUUAGUGAUCGCAGUGGUUCACUAACGAAAGGAGCUAAACGAAAUUACAUUGACAGUGACAAUUACUACCAGCCCUGUGAAAAGACAGAAAAAGAUUUGAAGAAUAUUACUAGUGUUGUGAAACUUCAAGCAGACAAGGGCACAAUCAGUCACAGUGACAACACAAAAGCCGAAAAUGUUGUGUACGAAAACAGUGCAGGGAGCAAACUAAAUCCAGGUCAUGAGGUGAUCGGCGCGCAUGUCAAGGCCGCUCCCCGCCAGUCCCCCGCCAGUCCAGUGUCUCAGUCCUCGCAGUGUUUGUUCGAUGCCCAGCAAUGGCGUCCCUCCUCAUCACUAGCAGAAUCUUUAACCCUUUCUGCCUCAACUAGAUAUACAACCUCGAAUGAUUCACCAUCACCUCAAACAAGCAAAUCAUCCAUAACAGCAAUUCAUUCACACACUAGUACCUCUCAAUCCCCCUGUGACACCCACGACUCUGCCCCAAGCUCCUCCUCCCCCAGCACACCAAUGUCUCUUGUGUGCUCCCCUGUGGUACAGCUGCCGAGUACCACGCUCUCUUCCUCACCAUCACAAAACAUUAGUUCACCGCCAGCCAUAUCACCCCCAGAAUCCCCUCCUUCCCUUACUGCCGCAUUCUUGCCACCCCUUAUGGGCUCUCCCGUAACCAGUGAACGUGAGACUGAGCAUGCGGCCUGUUCAGUUGACGUACAGCCAUCCUCUCCCUACUCUCCAUGCACAACACCUUCCUUACCAGCAUCCCCAGCUUCGUUACCAUCGAGCUCAGAUUCCCCACCCUCACCAGCCCCUUCCUUAGAAUCUCCUCCGGCGUCCCCUGUUACCUCCUCAGAUUACCAAAGAGUCAGUCACAAGCAGGCACAUCACCCUUACGCUGAGAGACCUGAUAAGCAUUCGCCAUCAGACACAUCAGUUUGUGAGGCUGAGUCAGACACAGUUUUACAAUCAAAAGUUAAGGUUGAGCAAAGGAAGGUUAGAGAUCAUAAAGUUGGGUUUCAUUGCCACCGCAGUCAAUUAUCGUCCAUGGAAAAUGCUGCAGUACCUGCAAACAAGAGUUCCACGGAUCAGCGUCUAGUUACUCCGGUACCAACACCCUCUAAGGCAGUCCGAGCACCGUCCUCUAACUCGCACACACCAGAGAAUACUUGUAUCACUUCACAAAACAGAGACAGUAAAACACAGGUAGACUCGUUUUCCGAGACCUCAAGUGUGUGCGCAAGUGGAGAAAAGAAGGAAAAUGAGGCAGAAACUGAACAAGUGAGUCAAGACCUGACAAAGUGUUUUUUGACCAGUGAAAGUGGAAGUGCAGACUUAGAGAAAAGUUCUAGUGAUUAUAAAAACUCGCUGAUGAAACUGGUGUUGAAAGUCAAGCAUCCUGGAAGUCAACAACCACAGUUAGGUUCCGAGAAAAAAGAACACAACAAAGAAAGUGGAAUUCCAAAGAUUGUCUUGACUUUAACGGGAAAGGGACCCAAUAAAGAGUAUUCUUGCUCAAACAGAAUAAGGCAUGAUAAUGAAAACUGUUCCGAAAAUCUCAAUAACAAGAAACACAAAUCUAAAAGAAAUAAACGACAAAAACCCAAAGACAGAGAAAAACCUAAAAAGAUAGUAAAGGGGGACAAGCACAAAAGGCACCUUGAACUUUUCGGUGAGGAUAGUAACGACUCCUGUGAUAUUGACUUUGAUAGCUCAGGUGACCAUCAAGGUGAAUGGAGGCACUCAAGGACUCCGUCGUUGGAGGAGCAAGAAAUACACCAGUUUAGAGAACCUCUCUCUCCGGAAGAAUCUGUUUGCGUCCGCGGUGAAAGGGACUUCCCUCCACCAGUUCCCGAGCGUGAGUCCUCUUCGGGUUAUGUCAGUGGGGAAGAUAACAGAAAAAUCAGAGCAGAAGAGAACACAAAAAACAAAGAUCCUUCAGCUGGUCUUGUAGACGAGCCAUCAUCACUUUCUUUGGCACAGGUAAAAUCCGACAACCUUGGAACCAACGAAACUCUCGAAAACAGUGGUAAAGAUCUGCCCUCAACGGAAGAAAACAAAGAAACACCAGAGGGCCAGGUUCAGCCUAUUGAAAAUAAUAUGAAAGAGUGUAUCAGUGAAGCGGACGAAGCACCUGAGGCCUGUAACAAAGAGCCUUCGUACUCAGAGUCAGAAAACAUAGAGGAAACAUUGACACCAGCAGGUAUGUUGCAUUCUAGUGAUAUAAGCCAGCCAUCAAAAGAGCCCGACGACCUCAUCCUCAGGAGUCGGAAAAGUAGACACGCCAAAAAUACCGAGUCGGGACGGAACUCUGACGCCUGUCUUUGGGUCAGCUUUGGUAUGAAUGCUCCGUUGCCACUGCCCACUAUCGACGCGCCCAGCCUCAAGCGCAUUUUCACAAGCAAAGAAAGAACAAAACAGAAGGGAAGUGUUUCUUCCGAAAGUAAAAGAACUUUCUCAACUGAUGAGCCCUCGAUCAGUGUUACUGGGAAGUCGAUCUCAAAGGCAAAUCACAAGGAUCACAAAGACAGAGAGAAGACUGAGGCAGUCUCUGAGGUCACCAAAGAAUCCAAAGAGAGAAUUGUUGAAGAGAAAGCCAAACCUCCUGCAGAAUAUGAUCAUAAACACAAUUUCUCCUCCAGUAAUUAUAGAACUCAUUCCUCAUCCAGUUUCGGAGAAAGAAGUCAUGUACACUCCAGGGUGCGGAGUAAGGAUGACCCUGUGCAUCAUCGACACCGACAUUCACACAAAAGAUCACGAAAAUCGGAGGAAAGUCGAGAAAGAAUGGCCAAGAAGGAAGUGCCAUCAAGCCAUCAAAACUCUUGGAAGCCCACACACAAAGAUGACUUUGGGAGUCAGAAAGUGAGCAUUAAUAACAGUCACAAGGAAAAGUCAUCAGCUGUUAAUGCACAGAUGCAGACUGCGGAAAAAAAUGUCACUAACACACCGUCUACAUGCCCCACAGUCUCGCCGUUAACAGAUGAUGGCUUACCCGUGCAACAAGUCGCAACUCGCCCUCAUCCUCUGUCUUUUGAAAAUGCAGUAUCAAAUAAUCCAAAUAAAGAAUUUGAUAACAUCGACAAGCCUAAUCACUUCAACGCUGAAGAAUCCCCGGAAAAACAGUAUUACCGUCCUAAGAAAAUACGAAAAAUUUGCCAUCUUAGUACAACCAGUGAUCAGUGGAACGAAAAGAAAUCUCUUGAGCCAACGGAAGACGAAAAAGCUCAUGGAUCUCAAUCAGAAGACAGUACACCUAACUCCUACAAAAACAGUGAUUCUUUUCAGUAUUCUGUUGAAACAGUUGCAGCCCCUUUGGGACCUCAUGUUACAGAGCCAGAAGCCCCCACGGCAGAGAGCGAUGCGUCAAUAAUUCAAACUGGUACAUACUGGAAGCUGCAUGAAGACUCUACCAACACAGAGAAGCUGCCCACAACCCCACAAGAUGCCGAGACUGUUCACGAACACAGGAAACGCAAGUACCGGUCACCCACCCCCCAGGAGCAGGAGCCUGUCUCCAGGACGGAGGAGGAACCCGAGGAACAGACGCAGACCCCCGCCGCUGAAGAGAAGGAAACGGUGGCAGGAAAACAAGAGAACAUAAAAAAAGACUCGAUUCCGGAAAAUGAAGAAAAUGAAAAACAAGAAAUAGAAAAGAGAGAAAAGGAAAGGAGAAAAAAAUCAUCACGGAGAGAAAAAAGAAGAGACUUUUCAAGUGCGGGGAGCAGGUCCUCCGUCCUCCAGGAAGUCCAGCAUAGGAGGGAGGUGGAGCACGAGGAGGAGCGAGGCCGCCGCUUAGCUCAAGAGAUCAAGGGAUUCAACUGGCUUGAGCAAAAGAUUAAGAACGGCUCGUUGCUCUCGUCUGUGUCUUCGCCUGCCACACCCACCGCGAGUCCUGCGACCAAGGAGACUGAGUCAGCGUCCAGAACCUUGUCCGCACCCGCCGCAGCGCCGCCCACCCCGCUGACCAUCGCCAGCAGGGAGGAGGGACUGGCCAAGAAAAAAAUAUUAAGUGGAAGCAGUGGUGGCAUAGGACUCAAAGGACACCUACAAACAGCUGUUCCCCCACUCAUCCCAUCAUCCAGAGUCACAGCUCUUCCCAAGCGAAGCCAAUCCCUUGGCACCUCCACAACCCCGCCAUGUUCAGCCUCCUCAGCCAUCUCUAGUGUCACAACUGUGCCUAGCAUGACAGUUCAAGGUGCACUGUACACCUGCGAACCAACUCCUAAUAGAUCUGAGCAUGGAAGAGUUGGAUCCACAUUGGAAAACAGUAAUAUUGGUUUUGAACAUGAACACUCAGUACAUUAUAAAGCUACUCUGUACAGCAGUACCACCUCUAGUAAAGCAACACUGUAUGGGGUGAAAGAUAAUAAUAUUGAAGCAUUUUAUGAUACUGACGGUGCACAUUCCAGAAACUAUUAUGGUGGUGUAAACACUGAGAGUACUGAUACGCAGUAUAGUAUUACCACCUCCCCAACCAUUUCUUUUUAUGGCUCUGCAAAAUACCAGGAAUCGAAUAUCCAUUCACAAAAAUCAUCAUCAGCUGGCUCCAGUUUUAACUCUUCUGUAAUCUCUUCAUCAAGCAGCUCAAGCACCCUGAAAGAUCACCAACGCGACCCGCUUCAUUCUCCCAAGUCUAAAACCUCAGACUGGCCUGCUAAGCAAGAGUUGAACUUAAAUGACAGCAGCAAGCCAACUGGAUCUUCAGUGGAUUCUCACUGUUCCCAGCAAUUUUCUCACAAGCAAACACUUCUUCGUCGAGCCUUCCAGGAGAUGCUGAAGAGUGAACACAACAGUUCAUCAAAAGAGCAAUCAAUAGAGAGUCAGGACCUUGCAGAAACUGAAAUGAAAAAGGCAGAUGCAUCAAAGUGUAAAGAAACAGAAGUAGGUAUUAACUCUACUCAGUCGUCUUCUGGAAGGGCAUCAACUGCUGAUACCAUAAAUGCAAGUUUUAUAUCAAACUUCCCUGAUAGCACACCACCUUGCCCAGCAAAUAUAUCCUCAGAAAUAACUGAUAGUUCAGCAUUUUUGUAUGCACAAGAAUCCAUAACUCCCUCUGUAAAACUAAGCAAAGACCUGAUUGGGUCAGUUCAUGAUGAAGACAAAAAAUCAUCCCCUGCGACUGACAAGGAAGAAAUUUCAGAAAAUAUCACUUGUAAACUGAAUCUUGAUUCAAACCAAACACAAAAAUCUAAAAAUGAUCCUGAUGUUAAAGGGGAAGAUGAAAAGAAUUGUGAAACUUCAAGGAAAUCUGUCUGUGACACUGAAAAUGUUAAGUUAACUGAAGACCCCAAGGAUUUGCAGACUAACAUAAUUAACUCUAUAGUAAGUGACUCUGGUGUUAUCAAUGUGAAAGUCUUAAAAGAUGAGAUAGUUUCAGAGACUGAUGACAAGAGUAAAGAAGAUCCAGAAGUUCAACCAACCUUGCUUCUCUCUGUUUUGUAUAAAGAGUUGUUGAAAACAAGAAAAGAAGUGGAGAAACUUAGAAAAGUGCAAGAGCUGAUGUUGACAGAAAAAGGAGAAAAAAAGGAAGAUGUAGCAGAACAGAAUACUGACAAUAAAGCAGAGAGUGACAAAACAGAUGAAAAUGCAAAUACAAAUGAGAGAAUCUCAGAAAAGAGAAAGGAAAAGGAUGAAAGUCACGAUACAGAGUUAAACACAGAUGAUGAAUUCCACCAAGAGAGCAAGAGGUCAAGAAUAAGUAUACGUAGUGAUCUUUUACCAAAGGAAGAGUGCAUGGCAUUAGAUGCCACUGCUUCCAAUACUUCACCUCCACAAAAAGACAUUCCACAACCCCAACAAGCUGCUUCACCAACACUUGCUAGUCCAACUGUGAUUCAUUCUGACUCUGAAGUUCCUGUUAUUACUUUAGAAAGUUCUGCCAUGCCUGAGGCUAGUCAUCUAUCAAGAGUAAGUCCUGUUAUCACAGCUGCUAGUCCUGCAUUGUCAAACAGUACUUCAGGACCACCAAGAGUAAGUUCUGCUUCACCUAGAGGUCAUUCAAGAACAAGUCCAGGGAUGUCAAGUCCUGGAGUGUCAAGGGCUAGUCCAGGGGCACCAAGAACUAGUCCUGCACCACCAAGGAGUGGAGUGCCACUGUCAAACAUAAGUCCUGGACUCUCCAUUAGUCCUGGAUUGCCAAGUAGUCCUGGAUUACAAAAGAGUAGUCCAGGGAUACCGAGAAGUAGCCCAGGAGUGCUAAGAAUGAGUCCAGUGCUUGCAAGGACAAGUUCAGGAAUGUUAAGAGCAAGUCCUGGGGUACCAGUAAUUAGUCCUGGGAACUCAGGCCUAGGAUCAAUUAAAAAUGCUGCAGAAGUAAUCAGUGUGAGUCCUGGAGUAUCUCAAAUGAUACCUGCCUCAACUCAAAGCAAUAUAUUCAACCCACCUACAAAUACAUCAUCAACAGACAACCUUCCAAUAACUCACUGUCACUCAGUUACAGCUCUUGUCCAACCCAAAGUGACAAUAGUACAAUCAAUUACCAGUCCUGUUGUUCCUAUUCCUGGAAUUCCUCAAACUCCAGUUACGAGCAGUGCCAAGCCUAUAACCAGCCCUCCGGCAGUAAGAGUAAGCCCUCACAUAUCAAGAAUAGAUACAACAGCAAGUAAAACUGACACAGCUCUGACAAACAUGAGUCCAACUAAGCUACGUUCUGUAUUUGGAAUUUCCAGCUCUGAGGUAGAGUUGAUGCCAAUAUCAGCUGGUGGUGCAAAAUAUUCCCACCAUGAUCCUCAGCCUCAAACAUAUUUAAAGGCAAUUGAAGAUAAUCAUCAUCAAAUCAAUGAAACACCUCUUCUCAUGAAUGCUGUCAGGGGGAUCCACAGAGAAAGCAGCUCCAAAGAGGUAGAGCCACCGACAAGUCGUGGACCAAUGACCUUUCAUAGUCUUCCUUGUCCUGAAGAUCCUAGAAGGACACUAAAGACUCAUCAGUAUGAGAGUGGAGUAAAACGGCAUGCAUUCUCCACCUCUGAUCUUCCAGAUCACCCAGCAUCUGUUUGCAAACAACCUCCUCCACUUAAGCCAGUAUCAGCUUUACUCAGAAGACAUUCAGAUAACUUGGAUAUUCAUUCAUUGAUGCAUCAUCAAGCCAUGUAUCCUUCACAUAAAAAUCUCACAAAUUCUCUACAUCCAUCUACUUCAACAGCAGAGCAUAAAAGUGCAGAUUCAAUGCAUCCAUUUCAUCAGACUUCAUGUGCCCCUCCACAGUACCCCAUGUCAGGCCCAAGCAGAAGAAGGAGCAGUGAUUCUAGCUCUUCAGAAAGAAGCCAGGAAUAUCAGCAGGCAGUCUCUAUGGGAAUGCAACACCCAUACCCACAUUUAGCUCCAGGAGCAUCAGUAAUGAGAAGUCUUGGGCCUGAUAAGGCUUCUAUUUUUCCCAUACCUCCAGCCAUGUCUCAAGUCAUUCGUCCCUUCAAGCCCCCAACUCCACCGACAGUCAUUCGAGCCCAGAGAGAACAUUAUCAAAAUGAAAACUUUUAUCGGUCAAACUUUUCAUUCUUUGAGAGGCUUAGAGAAAAGUUUGCAACUUCUGGUGACAGUGGUGUCAGUACAAUGGAGAGGCUACAGUCAUCAGCAGCCAAUGUUGAAAAACCCAUUCAACCACAAACAUUUGCUCCAAGAGUCCUUGUUCGUGAGUCUUUACCCGAGGCACCAACACAAAUACCAACAACAACUUAUUCAACACUGCAUUUUCCAAAUCCAAACCAACCUAUGCCUAAUGUUAUGCCCAACCACCAAAACCACUUCUCAAGUAAUGUGCAUACUGGCUCAGCUAUUCAUCACAUGGCUCAGGCUAGACUGCAUCCAAAUGCUAAUCAAGCAAUCCCCAACACUCAACGCAAUACAACUGGGAGUGGUGGUGAGAAGUUGUGUUUCCGCUGCUCUCAACCAGCUCGAUUUGUAUGCUCAGGAUGCAAGAAAGCUUGGUACUGCUCUGAACAUUGCCAACGGGAGGACUGGAGCACCCAUGGAGGAGCCUGUGCUCUUUGAGUGUGGGUAUUGGGCUGCCCCAGCCACUGUACAUACAAACUUGAGGUGUAAAUGUUCUGUGUUUACUGUAGCAUAUUGCAAGACAUGCAGAGACUAUGUUGGCAGAAGCAUUUUUUUUAUCCACUUUCUAGUUUGGAGUAUCCAUUAUACAUAAACAAAUAUUUCUGUGAUAUAUACAGGAACUUUCACAUAUGUUUCUAGAAACUAUGCUAACCUUUUCUGAGAAAAAAGUAAUCCGAAGUAAAAUCUCAUGUUGUUUAUAUGGAAUGUUUUGUGUGUACAUAAAAUGUCACUGAAAAUUAAGGAAAUUCUGUGGUUUACUCUGAAGUAAUGUACUCCUACAACAAAUCUGUUUCCAAUUUUAAAAUUCCAGGAUUAACUUCCUUAAUUAAGGCACAUUUUAAAAAUUAUGGUGCAGAUUAUAUCAGUUCUAAUAUAUUUGGGGCACAGAUUAAAUAUUGUUACAUAUUUAUUGCUUCAAAUCCCUUCACCGUGUGUUUACAUAAGCAUUUUUCAACUUUUUUUUUUUUUUUUUUCUCUAGACCAUGGUAGGGAGGCAGACUAUUAGUUCAUCACACACCAGGAUUUAUGUGCGGCUCACCAUUUUUUCAGCAUUUUUAUCCCUCAUCAGCACAUCAAAGGCAAACUUUGAUAAACCUUGAAGUCCAUAUCAAUUAAAAGGUCAGGUAUUUAAUAUAAAUGAGAGCCAUUCAAAAGAGCUUCACAAAGCUCUGAAGACCUCAUGCUACAGAAAUAUUUUAUACUAUCAUAUAUAGCAUAUAGGAAGUACAUUUUAGAACUGGCUGUUUAUCAUGUAUAGUGAGACUUAGUUUUAACAGUUGGAUGUGUCCCAUUACAUUUUAAAUGCCAAAUAAGUAUUGGAGUUUUACUGAUUGAAUUUUUUCUGCCUUUCUCUCACAUGGUGACAUGCUUACAUCAGCAUAUAUCAACUGCAUGUAUUAAUUUUUAAUUGACAAAAUGUAUACUUUCUUUAAUAUCAACAUGAAAGUUAAACAAAAGUUUCAAAUAACACAGAUUUUUUUAAUCAAGCAGGUGCUGUCUGUAAACUUGUUACUUGAGGAUGCAUUUUUUAAAAUUUUAUUUAAAUUAACAUUUUGAUAAAACUAUGAUUAGUGUAAGAUGUAAAUGACUAAGUAAUAUUCAAUAAUUUGUCUCAUGGUAAAGCAAAUACUACUUCCUUUCUUGAUUUACAUAACUUUUGAACAUAUGUAUUCCAAUUUGUGUGCCAUAUCUUCCAAUAUUUGUUUAUUAAGUUAUUUAUUUUCUCAAAGUUGAAAGGAACCACAGCCUAGUGGUGAACCUACACUGAGCUACACAUAUCUUAGUAAAGGAGUGAUAUUUUUAUAACUUUCUUACCGUUCGUGUGACUGUAAAUAAAAUAUUUGUAUAAUUACUGUAGUACAAGAAUUUUUCAUAAUAUAAGUAGGGUGAUUUUAAUCACAUGAGGAUAAGAUGUUUGUGUACUUAGGUUACAACUUCAAGUGUAAAUAGUUUCAUUUAAGGAAAAGUAGGUGGGCAAUUUUUCCCUCUACUUAUGAAUGAAAUUAGUGAAAUCAACAAUUAAAAUUCCAAUGUAAAAAUAAAAAAAAUUAUCAGUGCA